AUGAAGGCAAUCAACGCGGUAAUGUUUGCUGUUGCGGUGACGAGCUUAGGUGAAGGACUAGACCUAGAUGUUGGAAAUCCGAGCGGCCCGAUAGCCCAAGGACGUGCAAUCGAGGAUCUAGAUGCGCUGUCCAUCAUGAACCAUGGCGAAUGUCAGACAGAGAUAGCUUCAAGACUACAGAUACGAUGUGGCAGUUCAGCCAUUGAGCCAAUAUUGAGCGAGAGGGAUCGGCGAUCAAUCGCCAUCUCUUUUACACUCUGUUCCAUGUUGUCAGCCUCCCAACCCCUGCCAUCAGAGUGCAUCUACUGGGCACCAGGCGCCGGUCAAAACGGGUGGACAGUGGAGAUGGAGAUGAAUCUAUCUCCAUGCAUAGCUGCCAUCAGACGAAGUACGCAGGACUGGACAAGCUACGAAGGAUACCUGAACAAAGCUACUCAGCUUUGCCUCGCAUUGGACGGCAAAGUACAAGCAGAGACUGCUCGUCGCGCGUACAUCGAUCUCACUCAGUAUUCGAUCAGGGUCUUCCAGGAGAUGCAGGAACGCUUCGAGGCGGAGAAGACCAACGCCUCUCACAUGCAAGAUGGGCUCAGAGAUGUCAUUAUGGAAAUGAAUCGAGUCAUGACCGACACGUUCUCGACCUUGUCCCUGUUGAUGUCUCAUGAGCAGCGGCAGGAUUCGGCUUUGUUCCGAUUUGAGGAGGCUAUCAAAAGCUUCGAAGGGGCAGGCGAUGCGAUGUGGGAAGACGUUCGAACGGAAGGACACAGUGUUAUCCAGGCGAUGAUCUUGCGAGCGGAAGAAGGGUAUACUCAGAGACGUGACGGCAUGCUAUCAGCGCUCGAUUUGUCUCUGAGACAAUCUGCUGCACAGCACAUCAAUCAGAUGGAUCAGCAAUCUCGAGAGGUCAUGAAAUUUGUCAAAGACUCUCUCCAGCAAGCGCAAGACGAGUCACACGCUCUAUCAGCGGACCGGAUGGCACAAUCAGCUGCUGCAAACGUGGCUUGGCAAGAACUCACCCUUCAGAUGAACUCUCUCGGGCUGGGAGUCAAUGACCUCAGCAGCACCCUGCAGGAGCUCACACCAGCGAUAGUGGGAUCUGUCGCGGGUGCUUCCCGUCUUCAGGGCAUACACGAAGAGCUCCUGUUCAGCUUGACCAACAUCCAUGAUGUAUCUCGAGGGCUUCAAUCCGAGCUGUCGAACUCUCUGGGUAAAAUAAACGAAACAUUGGUAUCCAUCUCGGGUUGGAGUGGGCCUCCACGAUCUUGGUGGAAGCCGCAAGGAGUUACGAUCUUCUCGGGUCCAAGUCUUUUCCGGGGUUCGCCGUUUGAUCUGAUCAAAAGCCAUGGCGUCUCAGUAUCGUUCCUGCAGAUCCUCCUCGCCUUUGUCGCCCUCGUUAGCAAUGUACUCGUGAACGCCUUUUGGGUUGUAGUAGGUCGAGAUCUCGUAUUGACUGUCAAUGACCACCAAGGUAUCCGCUAUCGCCUUCCUUUGGAUCAUCACGUUUAA
Molecule: messenger RNA, 1503 nt
Organism: Kockovaella imperatae
Lineage: Eukaryota; Fungi; Basidiomycota; Tremellomycetes; Tremellales; Cuniculitremaceae
Exons: 14
Coding region: 1-1503 (500 amino acids)
Biological process (GO): nuclear membrane fusion involved in karyogamy; karyogamy involved in conjugation with cellular fusion
Cellular component (GO): endoplasmic reticulum membrane
Source: RefSeq, a predicted model, not a curated record